ACUGAUCAGAUGCGGAAGUGCUUGAACGUGCUUCGAUCCGGCUUAUCACAUAAUAUUUUGUAUACUAUAUAAUGCAAAUGCUUUGGAGCUUGGGCCUGUGCCUUGCCUGCCUCGUUUGGCUUAGCCUGGUGCAUGGGCAGGGUCACGUGCUGGAUAAGCCCGUUACGGAAAAGUGUCUUACUUGCCUUUGCGAGGCGAUGUCGGGCUGCAAUGCGACUGCAGUCUGCAUCAGCAAUGAGAAAGGCAUCUGCGGUCUCUUCCGCAUCACUUGGGCCUACUGGGUGGAUGCGGGCAAAUUGACCAUAGAGGAUGAUGAGCCCGAUUCGGAGAACGCCUUCAUCAACUGCGCGAAUGAUGCACACUGCGCCGCCGACAGCGUGCAAAACUACAUGAAAAAAUUCAAUCAGGACUGCAACGACGAUGGGGAAAUGGACUGUCACGAUUAUGCGAGAAUACACAGAUUGGGGGCCUACGGCUGUCAUGGCGAGAUGCCCUAUAAGUUUCAGAGCACUUUCGAAGAUUGCAUUGACAACUUUGCGCAACUAGAAAAGGACGAACAGUUAAGAAAGGAUGACUCUUAAGAGAA
Messenger RNA from Drosophila navojoa, 586 nucleotides. RefSeq names its product lysozyme. NCBI's taxonomy places the organism in Eukaryota, Metazoa, Arthropoda, Insecta, Diptera, Drosophilidae. The record is from RefSeq and is a predicted model, not a curated record. Gene Ontology annotation, molecular function: lysozyme activity.